This is a messenger RNA of Hyla sarda, 6243 nucleotides long. RefSeq names its product polyamine modulated factor 1 binding protein 1 (gene PMFBP1). The coding region runs from base 539 to 5722 and encodes 1727 amino acids. Gene Ontology annotation, biological process: spermatogenesis. The transcript has 40 exons. Lineage: Eukaryota; Metazoa; Chordata; Amphibia; Anura; Hylidae. The record is from RefSeq and is a predicted model, not a curated record.
GGCUAUGUAUAAUCCGAUCACCUAUAGAGCGUCCUCUUCUGUAAGUCACAGAGGGUCUAUGGGUCACAAAGUCUGCUACAUCAGGAUCAGCCAGUAGGACACCCCAGUGGCGUCUUAGCACUGUCAUUACUUUCUGGUUUUGAUUGUCAUAAGUACCUAUCAAACGUAUGAUUUUUCCUUCAUCCGUUUUUUGUUUAGGGGUAAGAAGAGAAACUCUAUCACGGGUGCAUGCAUCUUUAAAAGCCUGUGUCAGGGGUGCGGAUGGAUAUCCUCUAUCAGUAAAUCUCCUUUUUAGAUCCUGUGCCUGAUCAUAGAAAUCCUCAGGAUUCGAACAAUUUCGACGUAAUCUAAGGAGUCAGUUUCCAGGGCAACCGAGAGCGAACCAGUGACAAGCUCCCUGCUGAACAGCAAGCGGCUGCAGGCAGGAAUAUCCCGCCAGAUUUUGACCUCACACCCAGUGCCCAGAGACCUAACAGGAGCCAACACAGCAUCAACCAUAGGGGUCGUACGGGAACUGGAGGAGCUGAGGGAUCUGGUGAUGAAUAAGGAGCUUCUCGUACAACAGCUGCACAGUCAACUGAGGGACGUUAUUCACACCCAGGAGCUGAGUCGCAUUGAGGUCCUAGAGAAGGAAGCACGCUUACAGGAACUACAGGACACAAUUACCCAAUUACACCAGGAGAUCUCUUUGAAGGACUCUAAAGCAGUCCUCUAUCUACAGGAGAAACACCAUUUGGAGAACAAAGUCAAAGCUCUAAGCCAAGUGGUUUCUAGUGGUCCUCCAGAGAGCUCCUCCAUAGUCAAAAGCAAUGAGUUACUUAAGGCUGAGCUGGAUCGAAGAGAUGCUGAACUUAAGGCUUCUCAGAAUGAACUGCUUACCCUACAAAACACCCAAGAUGUUCUGUCCUCUGAGCUGGAUUCCCAAGAACAGCAGGUAUACAGACUGCAGCGGGAGUUGCGGGAAAGACAGGAAGAGAUGGAGCUGAGGCAUGGUAGAAUACAGCAGCUUCAUAAGGACCUAAAGACAAGUGUUGCUGAAAGAGACGAAUCCCAUAGACAACUCUCUGAAUGUAACUUGCGUCUGUCACAACUUGAGGGGGAAAACUUUACUCUAAGGGUCUGUCAGCGAGAACUUGAAGCAGAGGUAGAUAAACUAAGGAAAGAGUCUAUGUACAAAGAACACGAUGAGCAGACACCUGCAUGGGAGUUACACCACAGACAUGACCUAGAGGAAAGACUCCAGAGAGCAGAGAUUGCAGAGCGUGAACAUUUGACCUUAAUUCACAGGAUGAGAGCAGAGAUGCAGGACACUAGGUUUCUGCUGACCUCAAUGCAGGAAGAGCUGCAAAGUGCACAGGCUGAGGCAGCAGCUCUGCGGGGGAGGUACAGCAGUUCUCAGAGAGAAGCAUUGGAACUGCAGGACAGAAUUCUUGAGCAGGAGCGGAAGAACGCAGAGCUGCAAAAGGAUCACCGGAUGAUUCUGGAAAGUCUCCAACGAGCUAGAGAGCAGCUUGUUAAUCAAGAACAAUCACUGCAGGAGCUGCAGGAAGAAAAACUUCGCCUACAUGAACAUAGCCAGCGUUUAGAACAGGAGACUGGUGCCCUGCAUGCUGAGCUGGAGACCCAGAGCCUGGCUUUAAGUGAGCAGCACGGUUUAAUUGAGAGCAAGUUAAACCAAAAAGAGCAGCAGGUAGAACGGUUACAUAAAGAGGUUCAGGCCUUAAAGCGGCAGCUGCAGCAUGCAGAAGAUAAGGUGCAACAUCUUGAGAGCAUAAAAUUGAGUCUUCAGGAGGAGUACUCACUGUGUCACACUGAGAAGACCUCCCAGACAGAGACAUUGCUAAAGCUAGAAAGAGACAUACGAGACCUAAAUAAUCAAAAAGAAGAUGUAGAACAGAAGGUGCAAGCACAGAAUAGAACCAUAGAGAGAUUAGAAGCCCAGCUUGCAACAUAUGAGUCUGAGCAAGAGACAUCUCAAGAAAAGAUUACACUCGUCCAGGAGGAAAGAGACUCUCUACAGAGCAAAGUUGAGCGUUUUCAAAAAGAGUUAACUCAGAGUGAACAGCAGCUAAAAGAGUCUCAACAGAAGGUAGACUCUUUGCAGCUUUAUAUCAACAAAAAGAACUGUAAAUCUGAAUCUCUCAAAGAACAAUUGCAAAGCUCACAGGAUGCUUUGCAAAUUGCCAGACAGGAGAAAGAAGAGUGUAGCAAGGAGGCAGAGACUCAGAUUCAGCAGAGGGAAAAAACUAUUGAAUCUCUUCACCAAGAGUUGUUAACAGCAAAGGAAGAGCUUGGAUCAUGCAGAAAUGAGCUGUCGCACUGUCAGUCGCUGCUGGAACAAAAGCAACAAGAACUGGCUACAGCGACAGAGGAGCAGAAAAGAACAGAGAAAGAGGUCUCCCUACUCAGUAGCAAUGUUGAGAAACUAGAGCAUGACCUAGGGAUUGUCAAUGAGAAACACAAAGCUGCACAGAAAGAGGUAUCAAGUCGGGAUCAGGUGAUCCUGAAUUUACGCACAGACCUAACAGCUAGAGAAGAAGAGCUCCAACAAGCAAGAAGUGAGCUUGCAGAACGUGUUGAGGAGUUGAGCAGUGCUCGUUUAAAGCUCAAAAACCUACAAAGUGAUGUUCAAAGCCUCCAGGACAUUUGCACAGAACGUGAUAAUGUAGCCAUUGAAAAUGAAACCAUUAUUCAAAAGUUGCAGCAGGAGAGAGAGAACUAUUAUUCUGAGGUGCAGAGACUUCAGCAUCAGCUCUCCUCUCUGAAACAGACACAUCAGGUGGAUACUGAUCGCUUGAAAAGUGACACUGUGCGACUGCAGGAGAAACUGGAAUCUGUAACUAGAAGACACGAGGAACAAGACUUGGAGCUUCAGCACUGCCGAGUGAAAAUUGAGAGACUCUCGCAGGAUCUGACACUAUCACAGCAUCUACAGCUGCAGCUGGAAGAGCAGGUAUCACAGCGAGAUACUGAGCUGCGUCAGCGAGAUGAAGAGGUUCAUAAGCUACAGUCAAGUCUGUGGGAGGCGGAGGAGAGGGCAGUGAGUGCAGAGAGUCUGUACAGCUCAUCAAAUAGCAGUACGGAGCUUUACUGCAGCAAAUACCAGGCUUGUGUGACUCGUGCUGGGGAACUGGAGGCCAGUGUUAGACAGCUGGAGGAUGAAGCUCGGGAAAUGAAAGUAGAGGUAUCAGAGCGAGAUUCACGUCUCUCUGCUCUGCGUGGGGAACUCCUGGUUCUGCAGCAGGAGCUAGAGAGUAAAUGCUCUGAGCUGGAGAGCUGUGAGGAAGCCAUUGACCAACUGACCCAUGAACUUCAGGCAACACAGACAGAUCUGAGUGUAAGCCGAGAGCAAGCACAGCAAAGUGAAGAAAUUUUACAGUCUGUCAGAGAGCAUGCAGCAAGACUACAGAACCAGGUGUUAGAACUAGAGGAAGACCUGGUAAAGCUACAGACAGACUUUUCCACAUAUAAAGCCUCCCACCGAUAUAGUGACAGUAGUUAUGCAGAGAUGGAAAGGCUAGUUCGUCAGCUAACCCAGGAACUUUGCCAUUCAGAGGAUGAGGUGAAGAAACAGAUGAAGGAGACAGAAAAGAGUCAAGUGCUUCUUCAAGAAGUAAAUCUGGAGCUAACAAAGGAACAAGAGCAGAGAAACAGCACUUUGAAGGAUGUAAAGCGACUGGAAAAGGAGGUCUGUAGCUUGCGUCAGAAUAUGGAAAUGCAAGUUCAAGAACACAAAAGUCUGGCUUCAGAUCAAAAGCAGCAGAUCCAGAAACUACAGGAAGAGCUGAGGGAGAACAAUAAACUUCUCACCCACAAGGAACAGGCCAUUCAGAAGCGUGAUGCUCUUUUACGUCAGUCAGAAGCUGAUCUCUUGCAAGCUCGCAGUUCUCUAAAAUCCCUCAAUCAGGAGAUAGAGCGCCACCUGGAGACAGCACGUAAUAUGGAGAGAAGACUUCAGAAUUCAAAGAAAGAAAUUGAUCAAAGCGAGAGAGAGAGCAGUUCCUUAAGGGUGGAAAUGCAAGAGCUGAAGAAAGAAUUGCAGGAAAAUUACAAACUCCAUCAAGAAGCAGUGCAGGCUCUGGCAGGUCAAGAGGAGAAGACUUUACUAGUAGAAAGUGCCCUGCAAAGUGCACAAGAGCAGCUGAGCGAGCGUGUAGCUGAAGUUGUGAGGCAGGAGCAGCAAGCACGCAGGAUGGAAAGUGAGAUGCGUACACUAAGGGAGCGAGCUAAUGCCAGUGACGAAGAAGUGGAGCAGUGCAGGACUCUGGCAGAGCGACUGAAACUGGAACUUAAUGAAGCCAAGAAAAGACAUCAGGCAGCGUCUCAAGAAGCUUUGAAACUGCAGCAUUCACUGAGCAAACUGCAGCUGGAGCAGGCUGGCGAGCAGGAACAGCUCAGGGCACUACAGCAACAGCUACAGGAACAAAUCACGAUUCAGCAAUCGCUAAGAUCAGAGCUGGAAGAGCAGCAGAUAAGGCAUGAAGAACUACAGAGACAGCAGCACAGGACCAAGGAAAGAGAGAGCACACUGCAAAGAGAGUUAGAGGAGCUAAGUUUGAGAGUGAAGCACUCUGACCGGCUGCUUGCAGAGAGAGAUCGUGCAUUGCAGAGUUUGCAGAAUAGUUACACUCAACUAGAGAGAAGAUGGCAGACUGCUCAGGAGGAAGCUAAGGACAACAGUGCUCAACUAGAACUCACUAAGAGUGCUCUGCAACAAACACAGCGAAAAAUCCAGACUCAGACCAAAGAGUCUAAGCGUUUGGAGGAAUCUUUAAUACGACUGCGCUCAGAGGAAGAGGCAGCGCAAAAAACAGCAAAGGGGAGGAGUCAAGAGCUGAGUACUGCCCAAGAGUGUCUACAGGAGCUCAAGAAUCAAGUUACCAUGACUCAGACCAGUCUACGAGAAACUAGAGAACAGUUAAGUGAGCGCAACAAAGAACUUUCCUCUCUAAGAAAUGAACUGCAGCGCACACAGCAGAGGAAGGCAGAACUGGAGCGAGACAGUGCAGCCCAAGAAGAGAGAAUAUGCAGGCUAAAUUCAGAGAUGAGGUCACUACGUGAUCUGCAAAGACAGAAGGAACAAGAAGCAGAGGAUUAUGAAAUCCGCCUGCGAGAUGUAAGUAACCAGCUGCAGCACUGGCAGAGGAUUCACCAGGAACGUGCACAAGAACUAAGGCAGAGGGAAGAGGACAUAAAGCAGCUGCAGGAACAGCUUGCAGUUACUAUGGAGAAAGUAAAAACUGAUGGAAGAGAGAAAGACAGCCUGCAGAACACACUGAACCAGCUAAAACAGAAAUACAAUGCAGCCACCAGUGAGCUAAAUACCUUGCGAAGCUCUCUAGAAGCAGCACGGUCUGACUGCCGGCGACUGCACCAUGAAAGCGAGUUGGUUGUGUGCAAUGUGAACGAAUGGGUCGGCGAACAGAAAGUAGCCAAUAAGACACUGGGAGAGAAGAUACGGGAACAGAAUAAAGAAAUUCAGCAGCUGAUGACAGAAAAAGACCACAUGCAGGAGGUGAUUGAGCAGAUGCAGAAAGAGAAUAAAUAUCUGAGAAAUCUAGAAGACGAGAGACGUAUAGAGAGUGAGCGUUAUAAGCUUUCUCUGCGUACAGCUGACCUGGAGCACCAACAUCCCGGUGAUGACAUAGGGUCUCUGCGUUCUGCAAGAAGAGCAUUUACAAGUGCUGGAAACCGAAGGGCAAAGCCACGUGGAGGUCUUUGAUGAAGGGCUGGUGCUGUGACCAGUGCAGAGCACAGUUUACAUGCUUAUUCGGCAUUUUGACAAAUGGCACAUGAUAAAAGACAAUCUUAUGGAUCUUUGAGAAUUAAACAACUCAACUCAGAGCAAUGUUUUGCUUAGGGACAUGAACAGUUGCAGAUCCGACACUAUUUGGUAUCCAGAUAGCAAGUUGCUCUCAAAAAAAUAAAAUAAACAGGGGUAAUAAGGUUUGGUUGUCAGUUUACAGAUUAGGGACUAGUUUUUGUUAAUUUAAAGAACAGAACCUCAAGUAUUGCUGGUUGUACACAUUACCAAGGUAUAUAUAAAAGGUUUAUACAACAAAUAAAUUAAUGAAACCUGAAAAUAAACAAAGCUCAAGUCUAGUUGUAGGGCACUGUUUGGGAGAAUUUGAUUGUUAAGCACCUCACCAUUCUAAUUUAUUAUCAUGUAUCAACUUGACUCCACAUGUUGGUGCCAGAAAGUUAAACAGAUUUGUAAAUUAUUUAUUAAAAAAAAAAAAAAAA